Messenger RNA from Vanessa atalanta (red admiral), 758 nucleotides. RefSeq names its product larval cuticle protein A1A-like. Gene Ontology annotation, cellular component: extracellular matrix. The coding region runs from base 1 to 666 and encodes 221 amino acids. The transcript has 6 exons. The record is from RefSeq and is a predicted model, not a curated record. NCBI's taxonomy places the organism in Eukaryota, Metazoa, Arthropoda, Insecta, Lepidoptera, Nymphalidae.
AUGUUUUCAGCCUUCAGGAAAAAGUACGCUCUAGUGAUGCCGUCGAUGCUACCUGUUCACGAGUAUGGAAAGUGGCCUUCAAUAUAUAUCGUCGUUGCUGUAGCGGCUUUCGUGGCGGCGGAACCUCCUCUUUCUAAAAGCUACCUGCCACCUUCGCCAGCCAAUCGUAACGGAUAUCCCCAAGGACCAGCUGGUUUCACAGGGGCUCCCCAGGUGAUCGCAGCUAGGUCACGCGAUCAGGGUUUUGGUCAUGGUGGAAAUGCAGUUGCUAGAGGCAGUCUCCACGAUCAAAGCGCGCAAGCCAGACUUACUCACUCCCAGGGCUACGAUGAGAACGCGCCUGCUUUCGCCAGAAACGCCAUUGAUGUCAAUUCGGAACCAGCGAACUACAAUUUCGGAUACAUGGUCAGUGACUUUAACGAAGGUACUGACUUCGGACACCAUGAAGAGAGGCUAGAGGAGAGGGCGCAAGGGCAGUACCAUGUGGUCUUGCCUGAUGGUAGGAAACAGACAGUCAACUACGAAGCUGAUGAACAUGGCUUCAAGCCUCAAGUCUCAUACCAAGACACCGAAGACCUCACCCGUUCUAACGGCUACGAUUUGAACACCCGUAGCCAUGGCAACGGCUUCAACAGCGGCCAUCUUGACCACGAGUCGCAUUAUUGACUAAAGCCCGGGCUUAUAUUUUUUUUACAAAUCCUUUUAACAUUGUAUUAAUAUUUAUUAGGAUUAUUUAUGGAGUUAAUAUAUAAUAUGAC